UGGAGUGCCAUAGACGGGUCGGUCAUUUAUUCAAAAAACGUGAGUUAGUGAAAUCUAGCUCAAUCAAUAUUCCGGACCGGAAUUGGGUCUUGGAAUUUUUUGAGUUCAUGGAAGAAAAGUGUUUCUCACUUUGGAAUAGAAGUGUUUGAACUAAGAAGAGAAGUUUUUUGACUAAGAAGAGAAGUGUUUUUAUUAAGAAGAGAAGUGAGCCAUCGUACAUCCCCCCAUCGUGGGCAAAAUAUGCAAGGUGUCCCGUAUUGGGCAAUUCAUACAAUUUAAAACAUAAAUUCUAACAGGUCGGAUAAGUGUGCACUUAUACGAAAUAGGCUCUACUCUACAAAAUAGUUGAUACACUACCAACUGGAAAUAAAUACUGGCAAUUCAUUUUGUAAAGGUUGAAUAUUUCCCUAGGAAUCUUUUACAGUGACUUUAAUGUGUUAAAACGCAUUAAAGUCGAGAAGAUACUUUUCUGGGAAGGUUAAGUUAUUGCGAAAAAAUAUUUACCACAAAAUUUUUUUCCUAAAAUUUAUAGCUAUAGCUAGCUUGUUGCUAACUAAAAAAGCUACCUUAGUGUCUUUUGUCAGUCUUAUCUUUCAACGUCGGCCCACCUAUAAAUGCUUGCUGUCCAGUUCGUAAACAGGGCACUCCAUUGAAAGUUAGGUUUGAACGUUGAAAGAUCGGUGGACCCAACUAUUAAAUGUCUGGGGGCAUAGCUUUUAAAGAUUUAAAUAAAAAACUGUGGCGCUUGAAGAUACGCCACCCAUUUCAAUCUAUUAUCAAAGCAAAUCAUUUUUUUAAUACGCUCAAUGUGAUUGCAAAAAUAUAGAUUAGAAUAACAUUCAACACGAAAGAAAAAUUGAUCCCCAGGAUUGUGUUUUGGACAGCACGUAGACCAGUGGGUAAGUAUAGGGUAAGUGAAGUAAGGUAAUAAGUACUGGGUUAUGUCAUUUGUUUUAUGCAUAAGAAGGUAAUAUUAAUAAAAAAAUUAGACUGACAUAACUUAUUUUGCGAGUCUUUUCUGACUUGGUGGACUUGCGUAACAUGGUUGACGUGAAUCUGAAAAGACUCGCCUAUAAUCGAGUCGGAUUCAAGCCCUGAGCUAUUUAUGUUUCAAGAUAGAGAGAUAGAUAGAUGUGCAUAUUUUACAUGGCUAGCCUCACAAAUAUCGAGGGAUAUACCCUGUCUAUUAUUUCCAGGAGGGGCCAUGGUGUAGAUGGAGAGUCCUAGAGUAUUUAAUGCUCAUUUUGAGCUACGCAGACCCAAUUAGAGCCCGCUCUCUACUAGACAACUCCCGGCAACAUCCAACGGCCCACACAGUGUGCCAUCUUCCCAAUUUCCCUCACAUGGCUCACAUGUUGAAUUGCCGUCAAGAGGAAUCGAACCCCGGUCUCCCGCACAGAGUACGAGAGCUAUAACCACAAAUCUACGGCGCCACUUAAAUCUACGGCGCCACUAUACUGUGUCUGGUAUAAAAUCAUAGACCAAAAUUGUUCAUUCUUUAGUAUAAAAAAAUAAAAACAUCAUCUUAUGUACAUGUACAUAGUAUGGGCAAGUUAAUAACAAUGAUAAUUGGUUUGGGUAACCAUGUCAUAUUAGACACACGACACAGUAUUGGAAUGAAAGUGUGCAAUGCAUUAGCCACCCGUUACAAUUCUAAAUGGUGUUAUCAACAAAAGUAUAAAGCUUACACUGCUACCUUUACAUGGCAUGAUGAUGAAGUAAUAUUAUUAAAAUCAAAAUUUCCAAUGAAUUUGAAUGGUUGUAGUGUAUAUAGAGCUGUGAAAGAUAUGAACAUUGAACUGAAGAAUGUCAUCCUUCUACAUGAUGAUCUUUGUCGAGCGUUUGGUAAGAUCAGUUGGAAGUAUGGUGGAAGUGCAGGUGGACAUAAUGGCGUGAGAUCUGUGAUAUCAUCUUUAGCAUCCAAUGACUUCAGGCGUCUAAGAAUUGGAAUCGGCAGGCCAGAAAGUAAACGCGAUGUGAUAGAAUACGUGCUACAAAACUUUACUGAACACGAGUUAGAAAACCUAGAAACGGUUAUAAAUCGGUGCAUUUGUAUGUUAGACAUUGAUAUAAGUAAAACUCAUACCCGAGACAAAAGUCCUUGCACGUUUUUAAAACCGUUGAAGCCAGUUUAAACAGGAUAGAUGAAAUGAAACCAAUUUAGGGGAAGCUGUCUGUUCAGAUUUGCACGAUGAUCGAACACGUACCGAGUCAACACUCCGUAAUACAGUGUUGAUGAUACAGACACGGAUGAAAUUUCUGAACAAAAAAAUGUCUUUCUUAAAUACACAAACUGAUUUUACAUACAAAACUUUUUUUACAAAUUGUCUUAUAUAAUAGAUAUUUAUUUGUUAAAGUUAUUUAUUUUUAUACACAAAUAUAUACAUAUUUUUAGAUAGUCAAGUUAAAAAAAAGAAGGUUAAAUUCUUAUUUCCUUCGGGGUUUACCAUUUGCGAGGAUUUAUUUAAUUAGGGCGCCGUAUCGAUCAAUAUUUGCGUAUCCGUCUGUACGGAUUUUUUUGUGGUUAUUUAUUUUUUUCAAGAAAUUUAUUUGUUGCCUUAGUGUGAGUGUUUAACUGCUUCGGUUUCUUGUUUUUUUUUUGCAAUAAGACACAAAAACAACAAACCUAAAACGAUUAAUUGAAAAAAAAUUGCGAAUUUAACAAAAAUGGCUGAUGUUGAUGGAGAUCAUGUAGUUUUCUAUACUUUUACGUUUGAUUGUCUAAAGUAGAAAUUGUCCCUGAUGCAAUAGAGUUCUUGCACAAAAUUUAAAAUAGCGAGCAAAAACAAACAACAUGUCCAUUUCCUAGAAAUUUCUGGAAUUACUAGUAAUUUCCAAAAUAAUGUAAUGAAAAAGUUAGAAAUAUCAGGAAUUUGUUUGGUCGGAAAAAUGUCAAAAGUUUUACGUUCGAAUGGUCAAUAAGAUAUAUAACAAUAUAUAAUAAAAUCAGCUUGUAAAAAGCUUUAUUUUUAUCUUCAAAAAAAGAAACACUAUACACUCUUCCAAAAAGUAUUUUAUGCAACACACAUGUAUUAUUCGAAGUUUCCAUUUUGGUAUGAAAACGUCCUAGCUAAAUCAUAUUCGCGUUUAUGCUCCUUGCGCUCUUCUCCAGCGUGUGUUUAAUCGUUCUACUUCACACUCUAACUCCCCGAACUGCUUAAGUAAUCCAUACAAUGCGCAGGAGAGUAGGCCUGUUCCAAUCCCCGUCAACACAAAAGCUGCAACAGUAAAAGUGAUAAAAACCAUGCUUAAUUUGUGGUAUUCAAUCUUUAGUACAAAGCUACGUUUUUGCAAGUCAUUUAACAAUAUUUAAAAACGAUAAGAAGUAAAUUCGCAUAUCCAACGGUUAUUUUCGUCUUCUAAAUUCACAAUAACUUCUCCAAAGAUGAUGUUAGCGGAAAAUUCUACUAAGUUGUCCUCCCACCGUACGUAAACAAAUUCUUCUUGAGUUGCUCCCAAGAGAUUACCGCAAGCGAAUUUCGAAUUAAUCGUGAUAGAUUUAGCUUUCUAGAUUCGCUGUUUCGUAAACAAA
Molecule: messenger RNA, 3532 nt
Organism: Hydractinia symbiolongicarpus
Lineage: Eukaryota; Metazoa; Cnidaria; Hydrozoa; Anthoathecata; Hydractiniidae
Product: peptidyl-tRNA hydrolase-like
Exons: 5
Coding region: 1545-2135 (196 amino acids)
Molecular function (GO): peptidyl-tRNA hydrolase activity
Source: RefSeq, a predicted model, not a curated record